Anopheles coluzzii is the source of this 1712-nucleotide messenger RNA. RefSeq lists its product as uncharacterized. The transcript is spliced from 7 exons. The coding region runs from base 231 to 1460 and encodes 409 amino acids. Lineage: Eukaryota; Metazoa; Arthropoda; Insecta; Diptera; Culicidae. The record is from RefSeq and is a predicted model, not a curated record.
AACCAAAACAAACCUCCAGAACUGUGGGAUCAUUUACAUUGAAUAAAAGUAAGAGCCGACUUCGGUCGGUAUAUAUUGUUGCAAAAGGGGAUUUGCAAAAGGGGACGAUACAGAGGGAGCUGGAAGAUCUUGUCUUAACUUGUACCAAACAUUAAUCGGAAGAAGUUCAUGUGUAUGGCCACUAAUAUUAAUAUUUAUGCAGUGAGUUAUAGUUGCUUGUGUAUGAAAGUAUGAACAAGUAUCAAACCAAACUUGUAGCCGGGACAGGCACUGGUGCAGCGCGUUUCAUCCAGGUGUUGACGGAACAAGUCGAUCCCUUAGGUGAUAAUACACAAGAUGAAUGGAAAGAACCGACAGAAGCCGUAAGUGUAAGCUGCGGAAAAGAUGAGAUGGAAUUCGGCCCAACACGAACAGAACUUGAAAACGUGCUAGCAAAUGCUAUUAAAAUUGAAAGCAGUGACUUCAAUGAAGAAAACAUUUCGCUUGAUGGGUUAAUGUCACCAAAGAGAAAAUACUCCGAAAACGAAGAAUCGGAGGACGAUUCCAGUAUCACAUCGAUGGCGCAAGAUUUUAGCGAAACUGUCACAGAAAUGCAUUAUCAAAGACAAACUGCCUUGAACAUCAACAAUCCUGUCAAGAAAAAAACGUUAGAACAAACACCACGCGCUUCAAAUUCACGCAUUAUCUCGUCAUCCACGGAUAAUAUUGGAAGACAUAUUGUCAGUGAAUCGCAAAACCGUAUCAAACAAUAUGUGGAUAAUGAAGAUUUCAAAAUGGAGCUUGACGGUGUCAAUAACAAACGUCGGCAAUCGCAAUACGAUGUAGUGUCUAACCAAGCGACACAGUUGCAAAUGUAUAAAGCCAGAAUAAGGGAAUUGGAGCAGGAAAAUCGAUACUUACAAGGGAUCAUAACAUCUAAAUUAGAUGUUAUUAUACAAAAUUCAGCAGAGCAAAACGAACAUAUAGAUAAAUUGGUUGCAAGAUCAAAGUCUACAUCUCAACCCGCGACUCAGAAAAGUCUUCACAAGACGGUAUUUAUGUUAAGGCCAUUGAACACUGAGGAGGAGUUGCAACAGCUAGAUGAAAUCGUUGGCACAAAUCCGACGUAUAGGGCGCAUGUUGUAGAAUACUUAAAACGUGAAUCCAACCGUACCGAUGUUGAAAAUUUACUACACGAUGCAAUUGAUUUGCUGUUUUGUAAAAGAUUUUUUGCUCGUAUGACUUGGACAGGAAUUAGUAGGACCGGAGCACCGAAGGUACAGUUAUGUAAAUAUGAAAACAUUAUUCGCCUAUUUCAAUUAGUUGGUGAAAGUGAGAGCGAAACACCUACUCUGCGUUAUAUAGUAGAGUAUUUAAAAAACAAGUUGAAACAUGCCAAAUCACGCAUUCAUAUACCCUUAACGAGAAAAACAUCCAGUCAUAAAAAAAUUAAAAAAACUACUUCCGAUAAUAUCGUAUGAUGCACAUGUUGUUAUCCUACAAUUUUAUCAAAACUGCCUUGUUGAGUUUAUAACAAAAAUCUCAUACAAAGUUUUUGAAUUUAUUGAUUUGCGAAUUCAGAAUAUUAACCUCAAGACAGUCAAUGCAAUGUGUAAUGGUUUCAAAUUCUCUUGACAGUGGUUCAAUGCAAACUUCCCUUGUUAAUUUUAAAUGUAAGCAGCAUUUUAAUUGUAAGAAGUAAAACAUACAUUUUGGAACUGUUAUACACCAAA